AUGGACGAUGACGAUGACGACGAAGCCGGCACCGGUGGCAAGUCCACCGCUCGCGAAAGACGCAAGAUCGAGAUCAGAUUCAUUCAGGACAAGUCCAGACGCCACAUUACCUUCUCCAAGCGUAAGGCCGGGAUCAUGAAGAAGGCCUACGAGUUGUCAGUAUUGACCGGUACGCAGGUGUUGUUGCUUGUGGUCUCCGAGACCGGUUUGGUCUACACCUUUACCACGCCAAAGUUGCAGCCUUUGGUCACCAAGCCAGAAGGUAAGAACCUCAUCCAGGCCUGUUUGAACGCUCCUGAAGAGUCCAACGGCGCCGACGAGGACGAACCACAGUCCAGCGCGCCUACCCCACCGCCGCAGCAGCAGCAACAACAACAGCCACAUCCAGACCAGGUGGCCUACCAGCAGCAGCAGCACCAUCUCCAGCAGCAACAGCAAGCGGCCGCCGCUGCCGCUGCCGCUGCUUAUGGUGCUCCCCCAGUCCCUGGUGCCCAGGGCUACGGUGGUCCAGUUCCUGGUAACGAUAACACUGCUGCCUACCAGCAGUACUUCAACCAGAUGCAGAACCAGGCCGGUAACCCGCAAUUCUAA
Molecule: messenger RNA, 591 nt
Organism: Babjeviella inositovora NRRL Y-12698
Lineage: Eukaryota; Fungi; Ascomycota; Pichiomycetes; Serinales
Gene: MCM1
Product: transcription factor
Exons: 1
Coding region: 1-591 (196 amino acids)
Biological process (GO): positive regulation of transcription by RNA polymerase II
Molecular function (GO): protein dimerization activity; RNA polymerase II cis-regulatory region sequence-specific DNA binding; DNA-binding transcription factor activity, RNA polymerase II-specific
Source: RefSeq, a predicted model, not a curated record